Molecule: messenger RNA, 2272 nt
Organism: Papilio machaon (common yellow swallowtail)
Lineage: Eukaryota; Metazoa; Arthropoda; Insecta; Lepidoptera; Papilionidae
Gene: HBS1
Product: protein HBS1
Exons: 1
Coding region: 122-2128 (668 amino acids)
Biological process (GO): translation
Molecular function (GO): GTPase activity; GTP binding
Source: RefSeq, a predicted model, not a curated record
UUUGUCGUCAAAUGUCAAAGGAAUUUGAAGGAAGCGUGUGGAUUUUUCCAAAUAAUUUCAUUACAGUUAUCACUAUGUUGUUGUAUAAUAAUUGCAUUUAAUCGAUCGAUCGAUCACAAAGAUGGCUAGGCACCGUAAUAUAAGGAAUAGGAGGGACUCUGACGAUUAUGAUUACGACGACGUUUAUGGACAUUCAGUUGAAGAAGACAGCUGUUUGUCCCCAAGUGAUACAUCACAGUGGAUAUAUGAUCGUUCGCGAAACCAUCAUGCAAUUUCAAGCUUCUUAGAUAGCCACGAUGAUAUUCAAGAAGAGGCAGAGGAAGAUACGGCAGAACAAACACGACCAGAACUUGAACGACGUGAGUCUACAGAUAUACGAAAUCUAGCCCUUACGGACGCUGACGAGGCAAAGCUAUUAUCGUGUUUAGAUGAACUGCGAGAUAUAUUAGGUGAUACUGUAUCCGAAAAUGUGCUUAUUCAAACAGUGCUCACUAAUAAAUUUGACUUUGCCAAGGCUUUAGAUGAAAUCUUAAACAGAAAUAAAAACAAAGAUAAAGAGCCUGAAAAAGUCGUAUCAAAGCCCCCGCCUGUCGUAUUAAUCGAGUCAGCUAAACCAGUUGUCUCAAACAUUGAUAAAACCCCUAAAGUUAUUGCAAUAAAUGUAGAGCCAAAAGUUGGAGUUAUAAAAGGUUUUAAAGUUGAACAAGAUGGAGGCUCUGGGAGUCGACCCCAAACACCGAGGGACCAGUCGCCAGCUACUGAAAGGACAAUUCAAAUACCUAGCAAAGUAAAAGAAAAAAUAGAUCCUAAUAAACAAUAUUCUAAUGAAAGAGGCUCAGAGAAAGAUCAUUUGUACAUAGUUGUAAUUGGACAUGUAGAUGCGGGAAAAUCAACACUUAUGGGACGUCUGCUUUGUGAAUUAGGAGAAGUAAGUCAAAGAACUUUACAUAAAUAUGAACAGGAGAGUAAAAAGAUUGGUAAGCAAAGUUUUAUGUAUGCUUGGGUUUUGGAUGAAACUGGAGAAGAAAGAGUGCGAGGUAUCACAAUGGAUGUGGGGAGAGCACAGUUUGAAACAAAGACAAAGAAGGUUAUUAUUCUGGAUGCCCCUGGACAUGCUGACUUCAUACCUAACAUGAUAACUGGAGCAGGACAAGCAGAUGUUGCCCUUUUGGUAGUUGAUGCAACAAGAGGAGAGUUUGAAUCAGGAUUUGAACUUGGAGGACAAACAAGAGAGCAUGCUUUGUUAGUCAGGUCCUUAGGUAUUAGUCAGCUUACUGUUGCAGUUAACAAACUUGACACAGCCAAUUGGUCAGAGGAAAGAUUUAAUGAAAUACUCAAUAAAUUAAAGUUAUUCUUAAAACAAGCUGGAUUCAAGGAAUCUGAUGUCACAUUUGUGCCUUGCUCGGGUUUGACUGGUGAAAACCUUGUUAAACCUCCAACAGAGUUGGAGCUAUGCAAAUGGUAUAAAGGACCUUGUCUUUUAGAUGUCAUUGAUCAAUGUAAUGUCCCAGUGAGGCCAGUUGCAAAGCCAUUGCGAAUAACAAUAAAUGAUAUAUUUAAAGGUACAGGAACAGGAUUUUGUGUCGCUGGUCGAAUUGAAAAUGGAGUUUUAAACAAAGGUGAUAAAGUUCUUGUUUGUCCUAUCAAAGAAAUUGCUGAAGUUAAAGGUAUAAGUAUCAAUGACUUGUCCAGUAAUGUUGCAUUUGCAGGAGAUCAAGUGAGUGUCACUCUGUCAGGAGUUGACAUACAGAAUGUUGCUGUUGGUUUUGUAUUGAGUGAUCCUGUACAGCAAGUCCCAGUCAGCUCACGUUUUGAAGCUAGAUUGGUAGUGUUUAAUGUGAAGGUACCUAUAACAAAAGGUUACCCAGUUCUAAUACAUCACCAGUCAUUGGUGGAAUCUGCUAAUAUUGUAAAAUUAAAAGCAUUAUUAAAUAAGAGUACUGGUGAAGUAUUGAAAAAGAAGCCUCGUUGUUUAGGAAAUAAUUCAGUGGCGGUUGUUGACAUUGAGGUAUGCAGACCAAUUUGCAUAGAGAGGUACAAAGAUGUUAAAGAACUGGGACGGAUCAUGCUUAGAGUUGCGGGAGUCACAAUCGCAGCAGGACUUAUCACAGAUAUUUACAACAUCUGAUCUAUAUUUCAGCCAUAGAUACCCAUACUAUCUAAUAAUUUAUAUUUUCAAUAUAUAGGAAAUGUUUAUAUAUAUGCGACAUAAAUAUUAUCACAAUAUUAAUAUAUUCAUUGCCCAAACCUGCUGAAUAUAUGUACAAGAAGG